CGACUCUAUGUUUGAACACAGCGACGCGCCAUUUUCGUUGUUUACGUUUGUGUGUGAAACAACUGUAAAAGGAAGACGCGGAAUGGACAAAAGCGACGGCAGUCUGGGCAACGGCAGCUCCAUGGACCAAAACUCUCUGGGCAUUCUUAACAUGGACAACCUCAAGGUCUUCGGCGAUAUUUCUAGCUUCAGCAAGAGUCCCCGCAGGAGCGCGGCGAGUCGGGAGACGUCCGGAGUGCACGAGCGCUUGCGUUCAGAACGCAUGCGCGCCUUGGAAGCCCUGGAGAAGCCCCGACCAUUACGCCUCAGCCAAGCAAAGGCGACGUCUGCUGGCCUAGAGAUGCCUCGAACCGCACGUCCCAGCGAAGCAAUACCGGCCUAUACUGUCAUGAAACCACGCUCCAGCACAAAUAUCUCGGAAAUGGUUACGGAUGAGACCAUCGAUCUGAACAGUAGCGGCUCUUUCGCCAUGAUAACACCCGCCCAGAAGGGCACCAAUAUCUCCUUUGAGCCCGCCGAAAUCACCGGAAGGUCGACGCUCUGCCAGGGAGAGAAGCACCGCCGCAGGGCAGAGAAGCCUUCACUUUCUGUGGCAGAGAUUAUCAAGUCCUCGUUUGUGGAGAAGGCGCGCCUGCUGGAGAAGAAGCUGCAGGAUACCAGUCAGCUGGAGUCCAGCUAUCAUCUGUCGCGGACUAAUUCCAGCACCCUUACCGACUCCUUUAGCUGCUCGCGCAGCUUACCUCGCACGGCGGACAUGAGUGACCUGAGUUUGAACGGGGGCGGCGGAUUCUCCUUUGGCUCUGCCUCCGCGGCGGGCGCUGCCCAGGACCUUCAGCUAGACGAGAGCUUUGCGCCUGCUGAAUUGAUGCAGUCAAAGCUGGUGCUGGGCGAGAUCUCUUGGGCGCAGGAGUUCACCGCCAUGCCGACGGCCACAAUGAGUACGCAAGCGAUGCAGAAGAUGGCUGCCCCGCCACUUACAUCAGACAUAGAGACCUCUGUGUCCAACUCAGUUUUGGCCGGGGAUCCGGACUUUUCACUGGGUAACUAUUUUCAAACGCGCUCCGAGAAUAUCUGGAACAUUGUAAACAAUGACAGCCCGGAUCGGUCGCGUCCUGCCCCUCCAUUGCUGGAUCAGAAUUGCAAUCAGUCGCUCGACUCCGUGGGUACGAAGACACCGCAACCAGACAACAAGACCUAUACCAAGGCAGCGGCCCCUGCGGACUCGAAUCUGGGGCGUAACCUAAUGCGUAAGAUGCAGCAAGAGCGGAUCCAGACGGCGAUGCAGGUGGAGCCCAGGCGUCCGCCCUCGAGCUCCGAGAUCCUCAGUCUAUCGGCUAUCGACAAAGCGCUGAGGGAUCUCGAUGUCAAUUCAGACACAUCCACAGUGGAGGUGGUCAACCGGCUGUGGGAACACGGUCGUAGUAAUCCAUACGACGAUGUAAAUGAAGAUGAAAACAAGGAGAACCAGGAUCACAGCAGCCGCCAGGCGGAGCGCACCUUGUGCGGCUCCAGCAGCAGGCACACGGACACCAUGAGCUUUACAGAUUCUGUUCUGAACUCGACAGAUUUCCGCCAACUGCAGCAGAGCAUCUCUCGGAAGCCGCUCAGCCCGCUGGCGGAUCAGCCACAGAUCACCAUCAGUCGUGCAGAUACCGAUCCCGUAGAAGCCGAGGCGGACAUCGAUGAGUGGCCGUCGACUCCGAUUAAGAAUCCGAACCGCCGAGUAAAACGUACCAAAAUCUCUCCAAGAACCGCCAGUCCGGCGAGCAGCGAUGGAGUUCGGCCGUUAACCGCUACCGAGGACGAGACUGAGGUCGAGGACGAUGAUAAAACGCCAGUGAACCCGAAGAGGGUCUCUAUCGUCGCAGCGGGACUGCUGCCACGGAAACCCAACUCGCUAAGCAGCACCCGCCUGGAUGGAUGCGAUACAGCGGUGGCCUCCACCACUGACCGCGAAUUUGGUAUAUCGCCGAGCCUGGUAAAGAACCUCUCACCCAUGUCCUCGCCUCGAAGCUGUCUUUCUUCGCCUCUGCUGGAUAGCACCACCAGUUCCGAGCGCCGCCAGUUAACAAGCGCAUCCGCACGUAAGGCCAACUCCUCGCCGGCGGGGAGCGAGGCCAGUUCCACAGUUAGCGGCUAUACAACCGGCGGACGAAGAGGACCGGGUUCGGCUACUCUUCCACGCAGCCUGUCACGCUCUUCCAACUCCAGCGAGUUCAGCCAUCGUGACGGGAAGCAACUGCCGCUGAAGGUGACCCACACUAGCCUGUGCUGGGGCAGCACCAAGCUGCGUACGGAUGUGCGCAAGUGCAUGCAGGUGAAGAAUACGGCGGACAAGCGACUGGUCAUCCGUCUGGGCAUCCAGGGACCCGGCUUCCAGCUGGUCGGCGGAGACAGCAGCACCAUUACUCUGCAGGCCAUGGAAUGCCGCUCGGUGGUGGUAAAUUUCUGUCCCACUGUUUGCGGAGCUGCAAUUGGAGCGUUAUCCUUCUAUGCUCCGCUGGGAUCGCACAGCAGUAGCAGCCAGCCGGCUUUAGAGAUACCGCUGUAUGGCUACGGAGGCAGUGCGUCCAUAGCUAUACAAGGUUUGCUCAAGGGACCGGUGGGAGCAAGCUUCCUCACCAUUGGCGAUGUCUGCGACCUGUCAGCCGGACCCCUGUCCGCCAGCUUGCGGGUCCAAAACAAGGGGCCGCUGACCGCCUUUGUUGGAAUUUCUGUAGACUCUACAGUGCUGAUGAAACUGCGCCUAAGCGAGGCCUUUGAAGUUCGCCCCAGCCGCAUGAUUCUACCCCCAAACACCGAGGCCAGCAUUCAGAUCCUUUUCAGACCAAAUCGCGAGGACAUGAAGAACAUACUGAAGAAGACCGUCCAGGUCCUAACGCUGGCCAAUAUGCGCAUCUUCUGCGGUGAUGAGCCAAACAGACAGCGUAUUCGCAACCUGGUCCAUCGGAUGAGCAGCCGGCAGCGCGAGAAGCUCACCUCACCGAUGCUGGACAGCAUCUGGGGCGGCUUCCCAGAAGAGCAGACAGUGCGAAACAUUGGGAUGCUCAACGAGCCGCCAGAGUUUAUACUCGACUUGGUCACCGUUGUGCGGAUCAUCGAUGUGGCUCUCACCCUGAAUCGAGAUUUCGACGAGUCGGCCGAGAACUCACUGCUUUUCCUUCCCGAGGCCGAAGAGACCGUACUAUUCAAGACAAUCUGUGCCGCUAAUUCGCCAACCCCUACGCAGAGCCAUCUACUGGACCCGGUGGACGAGCUGUUGGAGGCGGACACGACCACUAUUACCACAAUGCCCAUGGAUCGCAACUGGUCCGUUCAGCCCACUUCGCUGGAGUUGAGCAACGGCGGAGUUUCGGUUGCCACCCUGUCCGUGACCAAUAGUUUCCGCUCCCGCCAACUCAUCGAGGUCAACUGCAACAUGCCGGAUUUGGUACGGAUCAACCCCAGCGAAUGCUAUGUCGCCCCAGAUGGCGGACAGGCGGAGAUUGAGGUGCGUCUGCUGCGCUCGCCGAGACGUGAUUUGCUGGAGAAGGAACCACUCAUUACGGUGUCAAUGGAGAACGAGCGCAUUAAUGUGCCAGUAAGCUUUAAGUUUUGAAUAUUUGUGCCUAUUUGUAUUGUAUUUGUAUUCUUUUGUUCAACGAGAGAAGCUGCAUUUAAUUUUUGAAGAAUAAGAAGAUUAUGUGUUGAAAUUGAGCAAAAAGUCUUAAAUAAAUAAAUAUUGCAUGUUUAUAAAUAA
Molecule: messenger RNA, 3739 nt
Organism: Drosophila serrata
Lineage: Eukaryota; Metazoa; Arthropoda; Insecta; Diptera; Drosophilidae
Gene: spd-2
Product: centrosome assembly protein spindle defective 2
Molecular function (GO): ADP-ribose diphosphatase activity
Source: RefSeq, a predicted model, not a curated record